AUGUCCCCACCAGACGACAGACCCCUCCGGGCGACAGACGGACCUCGGGUUCGGAGCCGCGGGUUCCCGGUGCGGAGGAUGCGGGGCGGAGGGCCUGAGCUGCCUCGCGCCCCCUCGCAGCUCCGAGCCGCUCCAGGCGCAGCCGAGGCGAGGACCACCAUGUUCAACCAGCAGCAGCAGCUCCAGCAGCUCCAGCAGCAGCAGCUGCAACAGCAGCAGCUGCUCCAGCUCCAGCAGCUGCUCCAGCAGUCCCCACCGCAGCCCCCCCUGCCCAUGGCCGUCAGCAGGGGGCUGCCCCAACAGCAGCCACAGCAGCAGCUCCUGAACCUCCAAGGCGCCAGCCCCGCCUCCCUCCUCAACGGCUCUGUGCUACAGAGAGCUUUGCUUCUGCAGCAGUUGCAAGGUAACCUCCGUGGCUACAACCUGCCAACCCCGAACCUGACGGGCCCCAGCCUCACGGUCCCCCAGCUGGCCACCCCAAAUCUACAGCAGUUCUUUCCCCAGGCCACUCGGCAGUCCUUGCUGGGGGCCCCUCCUGUUGGGGUCCCCAUAAACCCCUCCCAGAUCAACCUUUCAGGGCGGACUCCCCAGAAACAGGCCCGCACCCCCUCCUCCACCACCCCCAAUCGCAAGGAUUCUUCUUCUCAGACGGUGCCCAUGGAAGACAAGUCAGACCCCCCAGAGGGGUCUGAGGAAGUUGUCGAGUCCCGAACAGACACACCAGAAGACCAAGAUUCCCCACCCUGCCCAGAUGGCAUCGCUAAAGAGAAACACACUGUAGCACCUGAGCCCGAGUCUUGUGAGGCAUCGGAGCCACCGGCUAAGAGGUCAAAGAGCCUGGGGGAGGGUACAUAUCCUCAGGUCCAGCCACCAGAGCAGCCACCAGGACAGCCUCCCGUGCAGCCCCCUGACCGGAUUGAGGGGCAGCCUCAGACCUGGCCGCAGGUGUCCAUGCCAGCGUCGGAGCAAGCACCGGUUCCGGUUCGUUCCACGGUGCCGGAGACACCACCAGAUCCGAGAGACGCCGGAGCAGGCCUGAAGGAGGCCUCGCCAGAGCCAGGAGGCUCCCAGGUCAGCGUGGAGAGCCAGGAGGAGUUGACCAGCGGUCUGGAUGUGGGAGAAUGUGAAAAAAGGGCAAGAGAGAUGCUAGGGGUGUGGGGUGCCGGGGGCUCCCUGAAGGUCACCAUCCUGCAGAGCAGUGACAGCCGGGCCUUCAGCACAGUCCCCCUCACGCCCGUGCCGCGCGCGGGUGACUCUACCUCCGCCACCCCUGCCUCCGCCAGCACACCCUCGAAGCAGACCCUCCAGUUCUUCUGCUACCUUUGCAAGGCCAGCUGCAGCAGCCAGCAGGCCCAUCCUUCGCUCUGCUGGCUACAGGAGUUCCAGGACCACAUGGCGGGGGCCCAGCACCAGCAGCGUCUGGGGGAGAUCCAGCACAUGAGCCAAGCCUGCCUCCUGUCCCUGCUGCCCGUGCCCCGGGAUGUCCUGGAGAGAGAGGACGAAGAGCCCCCGCCGAGGCGUUGGUGUAACACCUGCCAGGUCUACUACAUGGGGGACCUGAUUCAGCACCGCAGGACUCAGGACCACAAGAUUGCCAAGCAAUCCCUGCGACCUUUCUGCACUGUUUGCAACCGCUAUUUCAAGACCCCCCGCAAGUUUGUGGAGCAUGUGAAGUCCCAGGGGCAUAAGGACAAAGCCAAGGAGCUGAAGAUGCUUGAGAAGGAGAUCGCCGGUCAAGAUGAGGACCACUUCAUCACGGUGGACGCUGUGGGCUGCUUUGAGGGCGAUGAAGUGAGGUCCAGAGAUAUAUCCAUAGAGGAGUGGAAAGGCUCAGAGACCUAUAGCCCCAGUACUGCAUACGGUGUGGACUUCCUGGUGCCCGUGAUGGGGUACAUUUGCCGCAUCUGCCACAAGUUCUACCACAGCAACUCGGGGGCACAGCUCUCCCACUGCAAGUCCUUGGCCCACUUCGAGAACCUGCAGAAAUACAAGAAGGCCAAGAACCCCAGCCCUACCAGCAGGCCCGUGAGCCGCCGGUGUGCAAUCAACGCCCGGAACGCCCUGACUGCUUUGUUCACUUCUGGUGGCCGCGCGCCCACCCAGCCCAGCACCCAGGACACAGCUAAAACCCCCAGCAAGAAUGCCUCAACCACAACAGCUAUUCAAGGACCAGCUCAAAACGCCUCUUCUAAGAAGCCUUCCCUGGUGUCCACCAGAAACCAUCACUCCCUCCUCCAUGGCCACUCCUGA
Puma concolor (puma) is the source of this 2250-nucleotide messenger RNA. Lineage: Eukaryota; Metazoa; Chordata; Mammalia; Carnivora; Felidae. The record is from RefSeq and is a predicted model, not a curated record.